Clavispora lusitaniae ATCC 42720 is the source of this 780-nucleotide messenger RNA. RefSeq lists its product as uncharacterized. The record is from RefSeq and is a predicted model, not a curated record. Lineage: Eukaryota; Fungi; Ascomycota; Pichiomycetes; Serinales; Metschnikowiaceae.
AUGUAUCUUCCUUCUGUAGAACAUGCGCUCAAGCAGAUGCGUUACAACUGGGAUUACAUGAUGGUGGAUUUGCGCCAGCGCUACUAUCACCAGCUGAAAAACCCUCGUGUAAUCCACACCAAGCUCAGAAACCAGAAACUUCUCUCGCUCCGGACACAUCGCGGAUACCAUCGGGAGAAGAUUGGUCGUUUUCUCAGGCUUCACAAGACGCUGUCGGAUUUGGAAAGCGUCAUCGACUUGUACUAUGGCGACGAACAUCUUUGUGGCAUAGACAUGGACGAGGAUUGCACUUCUCACAAAUCUGAUAUUUCUGAGACCACUGAUGAUGGAGACGUUUUUGCGUUUUUCGACAACCCAGCGGAAGAGAAUGUUCUUUCUGACGUUGCGUAUCUGGUGCUAGUUCCUGAACUUGUUCUGGGAGAUUUCAUUCUGCUGGAUCUUCUGCCCCAGUCCGAUAUUCUGCCUCUUUUGUCUGAUUUCCUGCCAGCGGUUGGAAUUGAAAGCUCUUUAAUGAAACAAUGUGAAACGUCGGAUCAAACAGACAUUCUUGGUGACAACUUUUUCUCCGCCUGGUUGGAUACUCCAGCUACCAUCGAGCCUGAUGUCUUUCCUGCCAGAGAGUUACAGGCAGAAACAAAAACCCAAGAAAUGGCAACUACACUGAAACCACUACGAGACCCCACGGAUAUCUGGGCCAAGACUUUCGCAGAAGCCAAGGCGUACUUUGGGGUUCCUAGUUUGGGUGCAAAUCGCAUGCAGAAAGAUGCCGCAGUGCCAUGA